CGUGAGUCACUUCUUCCUUCCAUCAUUUCACAGAGCCAGAGCUGGAUCGCUGGGUCGCAAAAGAUAUAAUUUCUUGAUUUUUCGCAUGUACUGUGUCUGUGUAAGAUUUCACUGAUUACUUGGUUAUCUCCGUAACUCUUCAGAAGAAUUUUAAUUUUAUCCCGAUUCCCAACCGGCAUUACCAGGAGUACAUAGGCCCUUUUAAUUUUAAUUGCCUCUCAAUGUGAUUUUAGUGCUGUGUAAGUGUCAACUUUCAUUCGAUUCCUUAAAUGCUUUGCUCAUGAUUGCCUGCUACAUCAGUUUUAACCCUGCAGAUUGUCCCUUAAGAUGAGCUCUCAAGAAUCCGAGUCCCAGGAGACUCAGUACAUGUCAGAGUCUCAAGAAAGUUUAAUUGAAUUAAAACUAGCAGACACGCAAACAAGUGAAGAUGCACCAGUCAAAAAUUCUCCUUCACUAAAUGAAGGAACGUUUGCUGCGCCACUAUCAAAGAGCUUACAAUCUAAUAAAACAAGCAAUGAAGACAACAUUUCCAUGACACUAUCACAAAAUACGAUCAUCCUUUCAGAAUCAGAUGACACCUACAAUAAAUCGGGAAACCUCUCUUUGUCAAAUGACUCUCCUGACUUUCAAAACAUUUCAAAUCCAUCAUCAGCUGUGCUGACUCCACUGUCUGAUGACUCUAAACCCGGCAUUAGCAGUCAAGACUUAUUUCUGACAACAUCUGCAAGCAAUCAAGGCUUAAGUCAAAGAUUUGUAAUUUCGUCUUCAACACCUCGACUGCGUGAGUUAUCUGACACUGAAUGUCCAGCCCAAAAGAAAAGAAAAUUGGAUCCAGAUCCUGACUCAUCAGUAGAAAUUAUUUCAAAAACUCCUGACGUUUCCAAUCUAGCUGCUGAAAUGUCAGUAGAAGAGGUUCCUGCUGAAGGAGCUCCGGCACUCUCUGGCCCAUCUCCAAAUAGUGGCAACACAAUUAUUCUUGAUGCAUCCAAUACUUGUGCUUCUGUGCCACCAACCGCAACCGAGUCAGAAUUUUCUCUACACUACACGCAGUCUGCUUCUCAGCUAAAAGAGCUUACCAGUGCAGACGUUCCAAAACGUUCCUCUAGCAAUAGUGAAAUACUGACAAAUGGAUCCCAGGACAGUCAAAAAACAAGUUGGGGAUCACAUAAUUAUGAAGAAUUCUCAUAUAAUUCACAUUGUGAGGCUAUCAAGUCGCCCUCAAAGAAAUUGAAAUUGGAACAGGACAAAAACUUGGCAGAUACAUACAGGUGUGAGGCAGGACCAAUCUCAGUAGUUUUAAAAAUGGUAUACUCAGAAACAGUGCCAAAUAAAUUGUUAGCUUUGGACAUUGUAGACUUUUCCUUUCAUCUGGAAGAGGGAAAAGAAUACAGACGAGCCAGCUCCUCCUUAUCUUCAGGAGUUCUUGGUGAUCUUUCUUCUGGUAGUUCAAGUCUGUACAGCUUGCCCGGUCCGUUCAAACCCAGGGGGCGGCAGGCAUGUGUAAGCUCCACUGAUAGUGACCAAAUCAAAUCGGAUGCACGGAAAUUACAAGGCGCCAAUGGCAAAACACACCCAUCAAAAUUGAGCCCGUUUCCAGGCUUAGAUAGAGUGCCGGUGAGAUGCAGCAAUUGCCAUUUUGCAUUUCCCCAACCUCAGUUAUUCUCUUCGCCAACUAUGAAUGGGACAGCAAAUGGAAAAGGUGACUUACAAAUAUAUGUUAACUCCUCAGGCCACAUUGUAACCCCAGACAUCUCAUCAUCGUCCUCACAAACUCAUUCGGGAGGAUUGCAGUCAAGAGAGCAAGAAAACAGGUCAUCUCCUCAAUCACCAGUAACGUAUCAAGAAAUUAUCAGAUCACGUGAAAACCCUUUUGGAAAUCUAUCUGUUGCUUUUGGCUUUUGGUCCAGUUUUUAUUUUCCGUGUCGCAUUUUGAGGUGCAUAGCAGACAAGUUCUUAGUAUUGUUCUUUGAUAACGAAGAGAAAGAGCUAACUAAAAAUAAACUCAUUCCUUUGUCAAUGUUAAAGCCCAAUAGCAUGAUAAUGGUGCACGUACCGUCCAUCAAUUCUUACACACCAGGAAGGCUCGAAGAAAUUUCAGAUUCACCGGACCACCGAUCAGCGCCGUUUGCUGUAUUUACUCAAAAUGAGCUAAAUUAUUUUUCAAUUGAAUCCCUUGGAAUUGCAGAACAGCAGAGGAAGGUUUUAAUAAGGAAUAACAAUCCUCAACCUGCCACAAAUUUAAGUUCCAUUGACCUGGACAACUGCACCAGUGCAAAAAGAAAUAGGACCCCGCGUCAGAGUAUCAUCUCAAGUUUAUCUUCACCGAGGACAGUAAAAUCCACUGCUGCAAAGAAACUAUUCAGGAAUGCAGAAUGCAAAGCAAGCACGAGUGAAGGGAAAAGUCCCAGGAAUAAUAAAAGAGCUGCUCGGAAGUUACUAGACGAGCCCAAAUCUUACUAUUCAGAUUCAGAGUGCGACCCUAAGCAGUACGAUUUAGACCUCUCAGGCAAUGGAAUCCGUGGAGUGCACCUAGAAAAAAAAGACUUCAAUGAUCCUUUGUGUAACUUGAAACAGAAGAAAAUAACAAGUGCAAAUGAUGAUACUUCACUCAUUGAGAAGUACGGGCCAAUUCCUGUUAAGGGAAGUAAUUUAUUUGCAGGAUUUGUCUUUGUUCUGACUUACACUGAUGAGUCCAUCAGCAAACCCUCGUUUAGAACCCAAACAGACUCCAUGACAUCUGAAUCAGAGACAGAUUUAGAUGAAUUUCUCAAGACUGAGUACCCCUUCUCCAAAUCAAGAUUAAUCACCCAGAUCAAAGCUGGAGGUGGUUCAUACUAUGAAAAUAUUACCCACGUUCCAUUUAAUGAAUUGAAAAAUACAGUUUUAAUUUCAAACAAACCUAGUCUCACUUGCACUUACAUAUAUGCCCUAGCAGAGGGUAUCCGAGCGUAUAAGCAUGAAGAUAUAAUUUACUGUUGUGUCAAUAGUAUACCAUUUAGAGAUUAUAUUCAGACACAAAAUUAUUUGCCCAAUGGAUGGUCCUAUUCAUUAGUUGGCUACAAAGAAGUCCCAAAAAUGAAACCAGAAGAGGGGAGUUUACGACCCCAAAUCUUGAAGGGCAAGUGGAUUCUUUUACUUUUAGACGAGAAAGCAAAACAGGAGUGUGUCGAUUUCUGGACAGCGAUCUUAGAAAUUGCAGGUGCUCGACCCAGAAGAGGUUAUGCAAAAGUGGGUUCAGAUGAGUCUCCAGUUAUUGCAAUUGCAGAUGAGUCACUGAGUAAAGAAAUGCGAGAGAGAAAAGAUAUCAAAUGUGUUUCUGUUGUAUGGCUCAUUCAAAGCUUAAUCAACAACCAACUGAUGAAAGCAGAAGGCCAUCCUCACUACAAGUAUGAUUUCAAAUCUGGUCGAGUAGAUGAUUCUGUUUAGUCAUAAAGUUUCUCUGUGAUCUAUCUUAUUUUUAUUGUUAGAUACUGUCGGAUAUUAGUUUUUGUUCAUUUGUAUUAAAUUUUGCUUGACCAGACAAUGUUGGUGAAAGAAGGCUUUCUACUUUUCUGAAGGAACUCACAAUUCAUUCUAAGGGCCAGAUUAUUAUACGAUACCAAGAAUUGUAUGUUGGGGGGUUUCCACUUGCUCGAUCAGUCUCUAUUCUAACUACAGAGCUUUCAAGAUGGUUACAACAAAGAUUGUGGGAAAUGGCUCUGUUGAAAAGAAAAAAAAUAAUAACUGUAAUGUUGCUUUCAAAAUACGCCUCUCGUGGAAUCACUCCGUUUUUCAAUGCAUGCUGAUAGAUUUUUGUUAAAAAAAAAUUAGAAAUCCUCAGACACUCUGGUCCUUCAUCAUUGUAAAGCACAGCAUCAAAAAAAAUUAUGUUGAAAGGUAUGAAGCCCUCUCUCACGAAAUUUUGCCUAACUAUGUGGUACAUACUAUCUGUAAGGAUUAAAUCCACUCUUUGCCAGUGGCAAUCUCUUUCUUAUACCUUACUUCUAGACCCAAUUUUCAGUUUUUAAGUGUACUUAUUUUUUUAUGAACAGUUGUUCUCAAAAUUUAGUAGACAGGAGACAAAAAGGAAGCAUUAUCUUGUGAGCAUGUACUGUUAAUAUGUUUUAAUUUCUUUGAAUUUCAACUUUUCAUAAAUUAUAGAAUAAUAACUUUUCCUAUCUCCAUUAAAAUAUCCUGAGUGCUAUUUUAGCUAAUCAUAGUCCAUUGCUAUCUGGAUUUUCCUGAAUUAAAGAAAUUUUCAAAUCCAACCGCCUCUGUGAUGAGACAGGCAACACCUGCAAUUACUUAAGGUCCAGAACGUAGAAGAUGAAGAUGUAUAUUUAUUACAAAAUGGCCAUUUCAAGUAUUUCAGUGUUAAUCUUCAGGUAAAUUUUAAUAAAAAAUUUGUUCGUCAGAGAUAUGCAAGACACAUAAAUAAAAAUAAACAAGCCCAAAGUGGACCGAUAGUGAUACACAAGUCGUUGUUUUUCUGAACAAAAUUUGAUGCUGACAGGUGUCGGUGCUGGGCGUGCGCGUGCAAUCAGAUAAGACCAAGCUGGAAGGAAGAAAAAUGCGAGCCAACUGGUUUUCCAGGUUACUGGUUUAACAGAUAUUACUCAUCCUUCAAUUCAUUGAUUUCAAGUUUUCUCAGCGAAUUCAAUUUUUUCCUUUAGCGCAUGUGUGCAAUAUGUUAAUUGUACAUUCCUCUGAUUUGUGUCUGGUUUCUAUUACAUGUUUGCUCAGUAACGAUUUUCCCAUUGGCUUUCAAAGAAUGAAAAAAUGAGAAAACCUUCACUCAGCAAUCAUGUAAUAGAAACCAGGCACAAACGAGGGAGUACAAUUUACACAUUGUACGCUUGCGCCAAUGGCGAAAAAUGGAAUUUGCUGGAAAAACUUGAAAUUGAUAAAUUGAAGAAUGAGCAAUAUCUGUUCAAACCAGUCCGCUGGAAAGACUGUUGCCCUAAAUGAUUCUUCCCUCCAGUUUGGUCUAAUCUGAUUGCGUGGGUACGAUUGGUCACCUGUUACUAUCAAAUCCUGCCGAGAGAUUCUAGGGACUCAAUUCUGUAAUUGUGAAUCCUUCUAAACUUGAACAACAUUUUACAGUUAAAGUUUAUUUUUCGACUCUGACCUGCGUUAUGAAACUUUUCUGAUGAGCAGGAUUUUUCAUUUUUUUCCUCUCUAAAAUUUUGAGAACAAUUCAGGGUUAAAGGUUUUAUUCCAUUCCAUGUUCAUAUUUUCCAUCCAAUUCUCAUCUGUAUCAAGAUUUGGGUAAUCUCAACCUUGCAUUUUUCACGACUUUUCAUUAUGUAAUAUAUUCAUGUGGAAAAUUUAAUUCAUACCCUGAAGUUGUUAUCAUUAAUUAUUUGUGUGCAAAUCGGUGUUCAACACACUCAUAAGACAUCGAUACAUUCACGCUCAAAGGUGUUUUCUAGCAACCAACAUCAUAUCUGCGCGAUUGAAAAAGACUAUCAAGUCUUAUAAAAGAUAUAUGUAGACAUGAAAAAUGGACGCAACAAACUAGUUGUACCAUGGAAAGAUUUUUAUGUCUUUUUUGUUUGUUUUGUUUUACCUGUAGACUUAGUUUCAAAUAUUUUUCAUUAUUUGUGCACAUGCAAGGUUCUGUAUUUUGAUUCCUUAAGUUCUACUAAUAUUUUUAGUAGAUAGGUGAAUAAUUAUACGCUAAUUAUUGAUUUGAUUAUUCAAAGAAAAAUAUAUCACAAACUUAAUCUAUUCUAUUCACAGUGAAAAUAAGUAGGUCAGUCUGCAUGUUGCCUUUUUCCUUGGUAGUAUUUGCCGAAGCUCUGUAGCUUUUUAUUCCUCAGAGCCCAGCAUUCCAAGAACAUUACAUUGAAAAUUUUAACUUUUGUCUUUUGUGCAGAUUUUACGAAGUAAACUCAAGCCAUUUGUCCUUGUGAUUUAAAAAUUUAAUUUAUUUCAUUGUUGACUAAUUACUAUUGUGUUUUUAGACCUUUUGGAAGUUAAAAAAUUUACCAACUCCCAAAAUGUUUUUAUCAUUCAUGUAAUUUUUUUUUAAAUUUUUCUGUAAAAAUUGCAUAUACUACACAUACUUAAUGUCACCAGAUGCAAAUUUUUCUUCCAUAAUCAAUUUUAAGAAAGCACAAAAUUGUGCGACAGUCAGCCUCUUGGUUUUUUUCAUCCUUGUGGAUAUUUUUAACUUUUAACGGUUUUCAGAGAAUUUAAAGUAGCAUAGCACCUUCUUUUUUUAUAAUUAUGGCAAUAAAAUGUUGAAUGUUCAAUGGUUUAAAAAAAAUUUCUCUAAUGACUAAUUUUAUCCUAACGAAGAACGUUUUAUUCAUUCUAUUUUGACCAAUUUUAAUUAGGUAUCUAGUUCUUGAUUUUUCACUGUGCAUCAAACGGUCCAUUUUCUAUUAUUUGUCAUAACUGAGUAAAAAGUCCUGUCAGGAUACUUUUUCAAAUCAUCUUACUUAUUCUUUUUCACAGUUAAGAUUGCAAAUGAAGAUGGAAACUACUUAACGGUCAUGGAUUAAUUGUGAUGAACAUAUGAAAGAGUAGUAAAUGCCUUUGUAAUUGUUUAUACUCAGUUAAACUCUGUUAAUUUUUGAACUAUGUUGUAAACUUCUUAAUAUUAUCAAGGACCAUACCGAUUCUGAAUCAUUGAUUCCCUUGUAACAUUCCUGGGAAAAGUGUAUCUUGCACUUAGCACUGAUUUUCCAUUUGCUCUAAAAUAGACCAAAUAUCAGGAAUAUUUUCAUUCAUGGUAGCUUGAUCUCAUGCCUCAGCCAUCUUUUUUUUAUCGCUACUUUGCUAUCUAAAAAUACCUAGUGCCACAUUGACCUUCUUAUCCAGGUUGGAAAGAGAAAUUUUUCCCACUGUUUUAAAAAUUUCAAGUUACUUUUACAAUUUUACUUAGAAUUGUAUUUUUAAGCUCGUGUUGAAGCAUAAAACUGUAGUUCAUAGACGCACAUUACAAAUAAUUUUCCUUGUUCAUUUUUAAUGUAGGAAUCAUUGGAUUAGAUUAUAAGGUAUAACCAGAUCUCCUACUAAGCGUUUCAUUUUUUAAAGGCAUUUUACUGUAAUGGCCAGUCCCUUAAUUUUUGUUGAUGGUCUUGAAAUAGCUUUGUACCUUAGUCAGUAUCAAGUACGUAUCACAGAACUGCAUUAUCACAGAUAGUGCUCAUAAGUAGGCAGCAAAAAUGAUUGGUAACCUUCGUCCAAGAGCUUGUCAUAAAAACAGCAUUUUGACCCUUUUCAGGAUUUUUUCAAGCUCAUAUAUUGAUUUUUCACACUUAAACUUCGCUUUUCUAAAGUUUUGAGAGCUCUCAAAUAAUUUGAAAGGAAUGUAAGAGGAGAGGAAGGGAUGAGCCAAAAUUCUGCAAUCCUAUAUUCAUAGAAUAGUUGGAGAUUUUAAGUCUUAAUUUGCUUUGAAAUUUGCUGAAAUCACAAACUUUCCAUGUUUCUAAGUUUAUUUCAGUAGCUUGAGUGUCUAGCCAAUCUAAACUUGCAUUUUUUCUUUUUUAUACUUUUUUACUAUCUAUUUUUAAAAUCUUCGUAAGCGCUAAAUGUUCAUUUUCCAAACCCCUCAUGGAAAUUCUUACAGAAAAAAAGAAGGAAAUUUUGUAUCUUUAGCCUCACAAAGCUAGCUUCUACUGCUGUGAUAGCUAAGAGAGCAGUAAGUGCAUUUCUGUCGGAGCCAUGGUCAGCACAUACUUUUAUACGUUUUGAGGUUCAUCCCAGCAUGCACUUACCGCUCUCUUCGCUAUUACGGCAGUACAAUUGAAAGAAAUAUAGUUCACAGAAUUGUUGAUUGUGUCACAUCGAUUACUCUACUACUUAUAGUAUCCUAGAAUAUUUCCAUGCUAAGAAAAAUAAAUAAACAAUAGUUUAUUGGAAAUGAUUUUGUAGCUUAUAGCUGGCUCAGAAAAAAAAGUAGUUCACAUAAUCCCACCUUCCCCUAAAAUGUGGCAAUUAUUGGAGUGUUGAUGUUUCCCUGCCUUAUCUGUGAGUACCAUUAGUCAAAAUGCAAUUAUGUGACUAGUGCAACUGACAAUUCUAGUUACAAAUGGAAAGAUAGAUGAGAUUAAGUGAUUAUUCUUGUCAAAAUCUUGAUCGAGUUGUAAAUAUUUUACCUCUUUUUUGUUAAUAUUAUUAAUAUCCAUUACGUUAUCUCUACAAGUGUACAAAUUUGUAAUUGUUUGAUAGGAAAAAAAUCUUGUUCACGCUUUUGCCUAUCAUGAAUGAACUGUCCUGUUUUUAUUUAAAUAAAGUAUUCAUGAACAAUA
Molecule: messenger RNA, 8240 nt
Organism: Bemisia tabaci
Lineage: Eukaryota; Metazoa; Arthropoda; Insecta; Hemiptera; Aleyrodidae
Biological process (GO): DNA damage checkpoint signaling; positive regulation of transcription by RNA polymerase II
Cellular component (GO): nucleus
Molecular function (GO): histone binding
Source: RefSeq, a predicted model, not a curated record